UUCAGCGAGCUGGGGUCAAGAAAGGGGAAGGGCGGAAGCCAAGCGCUAGAGGCGCCGAGUGGAGGGACACCGGGGCGGAGCGGAGGAGGGGCGGCACAGCCCGACCGCGACCUGCCAAGCCCGCGUCGUUCUCUUCACGGCGCCUCGGAGCAGCCAUGCCGGGCCGCCUGCUGCGAGGCCUGAGGCAGCGAUGGCGCCGUUACAAGUACCGCUUCGUACCCUGGAUCGCGCUGAACCUAAGCCACAACCCGAGGACCCUCCGAUAUGUUCCAGAGGAAUCCAAAGACAAAGUUAUCUCAGAUGAAGAUGUCCUGGGACCAUUACUGAAAGUUUUCCGGGCUCUAUUCUUAAAUGAUUUCAAUAAACAAUCAGAUAUCUUGAGUAUGCUACCAGAACCUGUUAAAUCAAAAUAUCAAGACUUACUGGCAGUACAACAUCAAAGAGUGAAACUGCUUGAAUACAGACAUCAACAGCAAAAUAUCUUUAAACCAGAAGAAGUUCUUUAUAAUACGUUGGGUUUCAGUGUUGCCCUAGCACCUAGCUCAUUGAUUUCUGCUGGAAAAGGUGUCUUUGUUACUAAAGGAUUGGUACCAAAAGGCGCAGUUGUAUCUAUGUAUCCUGGUACAGUAUAUCAGAAGUAUGAGCCAAUCUUUUUCCAGUCCAUUGGAAACUCAUUUAUUUUUAGAUGCCUAGAUGGGGUACUCAUUGAUGGAAAUGACAAAGGAAUAUCAAAAGUUGUGUACAGAUCUUGCAGUGGGAGAGAUCAACUUGGCCCUUUAAAAAUGAGUGAUACUACGUGGUUAACAAAAGAAAUUCAUAAUCCACUGGCUGUAGGACAGUAUGUCAAUAAUUGUUCAAAUGAGCUGCUAAUGUCUGUUAUCAGGAAUUUGAUGUGCCUGCAGUUUUCCCUGUAGAACUGAAGCAGUAUCUUCCAAACAUUGCCUACAGCUCUGACAAACAAAGCCCACUUCGAUGUGUUGUUCUUGUUGCACUCAGGGACAUCAAGCAAGGAGAAGAGCUAUUUUCAAAUUACUACACAAUUGUCAGCUAAUUCUGUGAAUCAGAAAUUAGGUUUUCUACUCAUUAAGUUAAUUCUAAAUAUUUUUGUUACUUAUUUCUCUGAGUUCCACCUGUAGAACAAAUACUUUAAGACCUAAUUGGAGUAGGAAUUUUUGUUUUUAUUGAUAUUGUAUUCAUGUUUCAAUUCAUGAUAAAGGCUGCUUGCUUCAUUGCAGUUUCAAAUUUGUAAAGCAAUUUCGAUUUUAAUUGGUUUUCACCUAAGCACACAGCUUAUUAAAUUAAAACCUACUGCCUGAACUUACCAUUUCAAUUUUUUCUUUUGUGUAUUUUUCUUUCUCUGUGGUAGUUUGUAAAAUUGUAGCCAAGUCAUCAGCAAUUCUUGCAGUACUGCUUACAUGUAUAAACUUG
Molecule: messenger RNA, 1428 nt
Organism: Choloepus didactylus (southern two-toed sloth)
Lineage: Eukaryota; Metazoa; Chordata; Mammalia; Pilosa; Megalonychidae
Gene: SETD9
Product: SET domain containing 9
Exons: 6
Coding region: 156-914 (252 amino acids)
Molecular function (GO): protein binding
Source: RefSeq, a predicted model, not a curated record